GCCUAAGCCCAGUCUGUGAGUGAAAGAAAAAAAAGCAUAGUAAACGGGAGCAAUAAUACGCAAUGAAAGCCGGACGACUUUUCGCUCGAAGACGUUAACUCUCUGCGGCGAUCGACGGUGAUUGAUUAUCACGUACUGUUACGAGAUGGCUUGACAGCAAAGCCGAAAGAUGUUGCCUGAAAUAGAGGCAAACAUUGAAAACAUGACAGAAGGAGGAGAAACUCAACCCAGUGGUGAAAGAGGACCUCAAAGUGUUACUGAGUCGCGAGUGGUUCAAGGUGAAGGUCUUCAUGAGGGAGCCACAGAAGCAAACUUUUCUGGACCAUGUCAAGAGAUUUUAAUGACUCAUGGUUUGGAACAAGAAGGCAGCGAUGUAGCAAGUGUUCAUACUGCUAGUACCUCUGCAUCUGGAAAUGAGUCUAUUUCAAGUAAAGUGACAGUAGUGCUGCCCUGGGGUGCUCAAAAAGAGACCAUGAAACCUCAGCAAUUGGGAGAAAUGGAUUUAAAACCAGGUGAAUAUGUGAUGCGAUCACUCUUCACUGAUUUUACAAUUCAAGCUGAAAAGAAAAUAGAGGCUAUUAUGACUGAAAAUGAAAAACCACUUUCUAAAGUUUUACAAAGAGGAGAAGAUCCUCAAUUUGAUCAGCUUUUAUCAGCUUUUGGAACAGUUGCUGAACAUUGCCUUCCAUCUAUACUUCGAUCUUUAUUUAAUUGGUAUGAAAGACAACUUGCAGAUCAUGGAACAGAUCAAAAAAAAUUAGCUGCUGUAAAAGAAGACCAAAAAGGAAAAAGUAUUAUGUAUACUAUAGUAUCAGGAAGCGUCGAGACAGUUGAAAAAAGUGAAAAUGAUUUACUUCAAGAAAGAAGAGAUUUGGCUGUGGAAUUUAUAUUUUGUUUAAUGUUAAUUGAAAUUUUGAGACAGUUACCAUUCCAUCCGGGUCACGAGGAUUUAGUUACGUAUAUUGAAAAUAUUGCCUUCAAACAUUUCAAAUACAGAGAAGGAAUUCAAACAGAACCUAAUGCAGCUAAUAUCCAUAUAAUCGCAGAUUUAUAUGCUGAAGUGAUAGGAGUUCUUGCACAAUCUCGAUUCAUGUCCGUUCGUAAACGUUUCAUGGUCGAGCUGAAAGAACUGAGAGCUAAAGAACCUGGACCACAUACAACUCAGAGUAUUAUUUCAUUACUCAUGGGCAUGAAAUUUUUUCGAGUUAAAAUGGUACCAAUAGAAGAAUUCGAGGCAUCUUUUCAAUUCAUGCAAGAGUGCGCCCAAUAUUUUUUAGAAGUGAAAGAUAAGGAUAUAAAACAUGCACUGGCCGGUUUAUUUGUAGAAAUUCUUGUUCCUGUAGCUGCAACUGUGAAAAAUGAAGUUAAUGUUCCUUGCUUAAAAAAUUUCGUGGAAAUGCUGUAUUCUACGACUUUGGAUAUGUGUACGAAGAAUAAGCAUCGUCUCGCACUUUUCCCUUUGGUCACUUGUUUACUGUGCGUCAGUCAAAAGACUUUUUUUUUGCAAAAUUGGCAUUACUUUUUGGCAAUGUGUCUCUCUCAUUUAAAAAAUCGUGACCCAAAAAUGUGUCGUGUCGCCUUAGAGGCUCUUUAUCGUUUGUUAUGGGUAUACAUGAUCCGAAUCAAAUGCGAAAGCAAUUCUGCGACUCAGAGUCGUUUACAGAGUAUCGUGAAUUCCCUUUUUCCAAAAGGUUCAAAAGCUGUAGUACCUCGCGAUACACCGUUGAACAUUUUCGUCAAGAUUAUUCAAUUCAUAGCUCAAGAAAGACUGGACUUUGCGAUGCGUGAAAUAGUUUUUGAUUUAUUGUCGGUUGGUCGACAAGUAAAAAUUAUCCUCACACCAGAACGUAUGAGUAUUGGUUUACGUGCAUUCCUUGUUGUGGCGGAUAGUUUACAACAAAAAGAAGGCGAACCACCGAUGCCUCGAACAAUGGGUGUUUUACCUAGUGGAAAUACUAUGCGAGUGAAGAAGACGUACUUGAAUAAGAUGUUGACCGAAGAUACGGCUAAAAGUAUUGGCAUGUCAUCCUAUUUUCCGCAUGUUCGUCGAGUCUUUGUGGACAUCCUGCGUGCAUUAGAUGUGCACUACGGACGUCCAUUAAUGAUGACGAGCACGCAGAAUAUGAAUAAGGAGCCUGACGAGAUGAUCACGGGAGAACGAAAGCCACGAAUCGAUUUGUUCCGUACGUGCGUAGCGGCUGUACCGAGAUUAAUACCCGACGGUAUGACUGGCGCCGAAUUGGUCGAAAUGCUAGCACGACUUACCGUGCAUAUGGACGAGGAAUUACGGGGCCUUGCUUAUCAGAGCUUGCAGACUCUUGUUCUGGAUUUCCCAGACUGGCGGCAGGACGUCGUGCUUGGCUUCACCCAAUUUCUGGCUCGAGAUGUGCAAGAUACUUUUCCGCAAUUGCUCGACAACGGUCUUCGCAUGUUACUUCAACUUUUGACAUGUUGGAAGAAUGCACUGGCCAAUCCAAGUACAAAAGCAAAAGAACAGCCAGUUGACGGAGUGCGACUUAAUUCGCGAAUGAUCGAUAAUGGCCCGAAGAAAAAUGAUGGGCAAAAAAUCGAGCCGGUUUCAAAUGUUUUACAUCUAGUCGAGGGUUUUGCUCUUGUUAUGCUUUGUAAUUGUCGUCUAUAUCCACGACGUCUCGCCGUCCAUAUAUUAAGAGAAAUCAAACAUUUACUGAAGACGUUUGCUAGUUUAGAAGAUGAUCAGCCUGUGAUUGAUGUGAUUGAUACCUGUUGUCCGGUAGUUUUAGAAAAGUAUUAUUAUAUGCUCCCUCCCGCAGAAAAGGCAGCUGCUGCCUCGACAUCAAACGUCGAUCUUCAAUGGAUUGCAGAUAGAAGCAGUUGCGUUUGGACGGCUGGAAUUCAUGACGAAAACAGCACAAAAAGUUCCUCUUUAUUAAAUUUAAAUGGAGCCGAUCCUUGGAGUUGCUGUUUAUUUGCAUUUUUAGAAAAGGAUAGGGUAUUAACGUUGUGCCCAAAUGCCGUCGCACACUCUUGGCCUAUUGUUUUUAACCGUAUUAAUUCUCUAUUUACUGUCAUAGACCCAACACCAGUAAAUGAUAACAGGGCAUCCCUCUUAAGAAGUUCUACAGCAAUUCGUAAACCAGUUAACGAAAGAGACGUUUACAUGCACGUAUGGAAAAAUUAUUUAACUUUCGGAUAUCGCGUCGUACCACCAAUUCCAAGUCCAAUAAUUCGCUGUGCCAGCCCGGAUCUCAGUUUGAGUGGUCAGCAAACGGUGGAGUUUGGUGUUUUGUGCAUGAGUAAGGAGUUGAGUCAGAGCCUGGAGAACCUCGGUGGGGCGCAGACCCUACCGGGCCGCUUCUCGGUACCUUCAAUAUCCGGCAUCUACACCAGACACAAGCGGACCAGCUCCUCGCCAGACAGUUUGUCAGCUGAGCGUGGUGAUAACAAGUCACCCGGCACUAAUGUCAGCCCUUCGGCACUUUAUAAGUUGACGGUACCAUUGCUCAGGUGUGAAACUAUCGACGUGAGAGAUGCGGCUGUUCAUGCUAUCGGCAAGGUCAAUGCUGACGCACUAAAAGACUUAAUGGAGGAGCUCGUGCCUUAUAUUCGCGAAGCUGUUGAUCGCAAGCAAGAGAAUAUGAGAAGACGACGACGAAGGGACGCACUGAGAUUACAACUUGUGCGAGUGCUUGAGCUAAUUGCCGAGUAUGGUACUUUUGGAAUUUGUCUUGCAGUAUUAGAUCGUGAGACACAAUCAUUGCAUCCGACCUUCGUGGAAUACAUAGACGGUGCACGCCUUUACCUUGAGAACGAGACGGACAAAGAAGCUCCUGCAGUGCAUGACAUUAAGCUGCAUUUUUGCAACUUCAUCAGGAAAAUGCUGAAGAGCUUUUCGUUGGAGGCAUGUCACACGCUACUCAAACGCGAUUUGCGUCGCAAUUUAUUCACGCUAUUCGCUAGCUGGGCAGGACCAUAUGGUAAACCUUUACUCGCCAGUAUUGUCGUUGCGGAGGACGACAAGGCAUUCUGCUCGGAACUUCAAUUGUCAGCGUUACAAGCAAUGAGCGGUUUAUUAUGCUGUGGAGCGUGUUUUAAUACACAAGCGUUGGCUGAGGAAGGCUCAUUACUCUAUCAGUGGUUGGAUUUGUUGUUGGCUAGCAAGGAUGAGAAAAUUUACACCUUGGCUCGAGAGACGGUAGUGCUAUUACUUGAAGGAAAUCCGGAUAUCGGAGCACUUCUCGACUGGGUGGUUGAUCGCUGUUAUACUGGUUUACCUAAAGUGGCCGACGGCUGUUUUCUCGCUUUGGCGACUAUCUUCAGUGCCAGGGAAUAUCCAUGCGAUCACUAUACGAGUAUCAUCAAUGUGACUCUGAUGAACACCGGCUGUCCACGAGCACCAGUGCACGACGCUGCACUGCAAUUACUUCAACUGCUCGAUCAGCGUUUCUUCGGCAAUGUUCGACCGGCAUUGCCUGCUCCCGAUUCUGACACCGUUCAUGAUGAUUCGACGACAACGGCAAGUGUGGCUGUGGUAUCAGCAACAACAUCGACGACAAUCACAAGCGUGAUAGUAACAGCUGCAGGUGGACACGCGACAACACAGCAGCAACAGCAACAGCAGCAACAACAUCAACAACAGCAACAGUCAAUCAGAGCUGGCACACUCGAUGUCCUUUUAACGACCACAUACUGUCGCAACCAGAAAUACUUGUCGAGGCAACUGGCACAGCUACAUCCUGAACUUACAAUGCCGAUGUUCAGUGAGAUAACUCACAGAUUCCAGACAGCGCGUCGCGAGGUGCGCCAGCUGCUGUUGCAGUACUUGCUACCAUGGCUACAUAACAUGGAACUGGUCGACCCCAAUGUUCCACCACCGUCCAAUCCCCUCAGUUACUAUCAGGUCUACGGUAACGACGUGAGCCGAGGAGGUUGCCGUCGCGAGGGUUGGGGUAGCGUCGAGGCCACUGAAAUGGUGCUGAACAAUCUUUUCUACAUAACCGCCAAGUUUUCGGACGAGCAUCCAAAGGAGACGGAGGAAUUAUGGGCGACAUUGUGCGGUUGUUGGCCGAACAAUCUCAAGGUGAUAAUACGCUACCUCAUAAUCGUGUCGGGCAUGGCACCACAAGAGCUCCUGCCCUACGCGAAGCGAGUGGUGCUGUAUUUAGGUCGAGCACGUCCAGAGCGUUUAGUAGACGAGAUGAUGACGGAAUUACAAACUGUCGAGACGCUUAAUUGCUUAAUCGAGCGGACGCAAACGCCACCGUUCUAUCGAUUAACCAGUAUGCGCAAGGCGUCAUCUCACAGCGACGCACCGGCAGCUGAUCCGGGCAAUCCGCAAGCUAAAGAUCAGCUUGGCCAGCAAGUGGAGAAAGGCACUAUACACACCAAACGUCAUUCCGGCGAGGAUCCAGUGAAAACUGGAGUUUCCAAGUCAGAAACGGCACUGCGAGCGCUAGCUGGCUUCCCGUCAACAAGUCAGAAAUGCACACGAGUAGCGAACAAUUCAGCCCUGGUAGCCGACGACUCGCAAUCGACACCGUUGACGGAGACCGAGUGGUUUGACUUUCAGCUAACAGCUGAUGAUGCCUACUACAUACGUAAUGUGCCGGUCGCGCUCAACGGCAAGAGUAACAGCGCGCAAGGCGAUAAGGUCGACGUGCCGCAACCGCAUCCAUUGCCGAUGCCCGAGUACGGCGGAUACUUUGCUCCGCUUACGGAGUAUUUGCCCGACAGCUCGCAGCCGAUCAGCGGAUUUCACAGAUGUAACAUCGCGGUGAUGUUGUUGACCGAUGUUGUGAUCGACGGUAUCCAGCUGGAUUGGGCUAUUCACGUGCCGCUAAUGCUGCACAUCGUGUUCCUGGGCCUCGACCAUUCACGACCACUCGUGCGUGAUCACUGCCGUCUAUUGCUUCUCAACAUGCUCGUGGUGCUCGGCGAUCAUCGCGAUCAUCUGGGCGUCGCGCGUGUCCUGUUGGCUACGAAGACCGACCAACUUGGACUGGGAUUGUCGAUGCCACCUUUGCCAGUAGUUGAGCACAACUUUACUGAGGUCGAUCCUGAGUUCGACAGCUACCUGUACGGGCCACCAUCAUCGGUGGUACCAGUCGGUCCGACAUCGCCGCAGUCGCAGUCACCGCCAGCGUGUACGCCGCCGUCGUCACCGACACCACCGCCACCACCGCCACUUCCUCCACCACCACUACCACUACCAGCAGUAGCUACAACGAGUAGCGAAACAUCUUCUUCGACAUGUUCCUCCAACAAUGUCAGCCCGGUACAUUCUCCUAUCAACAAUGUUGGUAAUACUCCACCGGCUACCGUCAGACAAGUGCUGCCUGCUAAUCUUGGCGAUGAAACUAAAAAUCCCACCGCCAUUUAUGCUUAUGAUUCCUCGUGUCAGCAAAACAACUGGAACUCAACAAACAAACCAAUAACUACUACACCAGCCGUCAUAGUAACUCCCGAAGAUGGAGUUAACUGGCCAGGACCUCAAUCAGGGCCUAACAUGCCUAUUCAGGACGUUAUUAAAUCAUUGAUCAAUUUCCUGGCAUCCAGGACAAACCAACCGUUAUGGAAUUACGAGGACAUGACGGCGAAGGUAUGGUGGGUGCGAAGCGCCGACCAGCUGACAAUACUUUUGAGGCACGUGUUACGCGUAUUCAGGGAGUCCUUGCCACAUGCGUUAGUGAGUCAGCGAUGGGCGCAGACGGCAUUGCAGCUGGGCCUUUCAUGCUCUUCCCGACACUAUGCCGGUCGUUCUCUGCAGGUGUUCCGUGCUCUUAGAGUGCCAAUCACUUCGCGCAUGCUGUCGGAUAUAUUGUCGAGGCUGGUUGAAACUGUGGCCGAGCAAGGGGAGGACAUGCAGGGUUACGUUACCGAAUUAUUGCUCACCCUGGAAGCUGCAGUGGAUUCUCUUGAAUCCGAUUUCCGACCAUUAGACUUCAUGAAAGAGAUUUUCAAAUCAACACCAAACCUGAAUAAUAAAGAUGCAGCAUCAAGUAUGGCAAAACGUUGCUCGGCAGGAGCAACAGGUUACUAUCCACCUGGGACGCAGAUGUACUCGCAUUUGAAUCAACAAGGCCACAUGCGCAGCACAAGUUACUCGGUUAGCUACUCGACGAGAACUAAAGCUGCUACCACCGCUGCCAACGAAGCUAAAGAAUUGGAAAGUCGACAAAGCAGUGCUAAGUAUAUCAACUCGAAUCUCUCACGCUCGCGUUCGGCUCAGUCUCUAAAGCUACUCGGCGAUUCAGCUACUCAGGAUGACAAAAUGACAAUACUCGCGCAACUAUUCUGGCUCUCUGUCUCAUUACUUGAGUCUGACUACGAGCACGAGUUUCUUCUGGCUUUACGACUUCUCGAUAGAGUAUUACACAGAUUGCCUCUCGAUCGACCUGACGCUAGGGACAAGGUAGAAAAAUUACAACAACAGUUGAGAUGGAAUUCAUUCCCUGGUGUGCAUGCAUUACUUUUGAAGGGAUGUACAAAUCCAAACACGUACGAGCCAGUCGUGACAUUAUUAUCGCAAUUCACUUUAUUGCUGGAUUUACCAGUCGUUGAUCCUACGCAAAGCCUGGCUUUCCCAAUGAACGUCGUUUCGCUUUUGCCCUAUAUGCUGUUAAACUACGAAGAUGCAAAUGAAUUAUGCAUAAGAAGUGCUGAAAACAUUGCUCAAAUAAGCGCUGAAAAGGGAAAGAAACUCGAAAACUUGGGUACUGUGAUGACACUAUAUAGCCGUCGAACGUUCAGUAAAGAAAGUUUUCAAUGGACAAAGUGCGUCGUGAAAUAUCUUUACGACACUUACGCUCAUCUCAGUUACAAUAUGCUUGCUUUUCUCAUCGAAGUACUUGAAAAAGGACCAGCAAACGUUGCUUUACCAGUGUUAAGUAUCAUUCAUUGUAUGCUGCACUACAUCGACAUUUCAUCGCAAGCUGCUCAGCCUACCAACAUCGAAUUGCUCAGAGUUAUAUCAAAAUACGUCGAGGGACCACAGUGGAAGGAGGCUCUAAAGAUUCUAAAACUCGUAGUUACUCGAUCAUCAACUUUAGUUGCUCCACCAACUACCGUACAUGCACCCACCUGGGAAUCAUCAAUAUCCUCACCUCACCCAAGUUUUAAUGACAAUGAAAUAUUCACGAAAAAAGAGUUACCCGGUAGAACAAUGGAUUUUACGUAUGAUGUAUCGCAGACGCCGAUAAUUGGAAAACAAUAUUUGUUACGUCAACUUAACGAUGAAAAAAUUACUAAUUCGCCGAGGAGAUCUAUGUCUUUGUCGCCAGCGGAUAAUGGACCCCAUUCUGGAUGGAAGAGACCGUGGAUGUCUCAGGGCCGCGUUAGAGAAUGUUUGGUCAAUUUAUUAACGACAUGUGGUCAACGUGUAGGAUUACCGAAGAGUCCAUCUGUGAUAUUUAGUCAAAGUUCUGAUUUAAUGGAAAGACAAUCGUCAAUGGCUUCGUCAACAGAAGAAGUAUCUGGUGCAAACAACGAUUUGAGCGGUGGAUCACGACGAGACGACGAGCAGUUUGGUGUGUUUAAAGACUUCGACUUUUUGGAAUAUGAGAGUGAAAGUGUUGAGGGUGAGAGUACAGAUAAUUUCAAUUGGGGAGUCAGACGACGUCCAAUCAGUGAAGGAGAAGAGCAAGAGCCUAGUUUACGUACGUUUGAAGAAAGUCUUAGUGAAAAAACUGUUUCGUCAAGUAAACAAACUAUUAGGAGAGGAGUGGCUGAAGAAUCGUCCGAUGAUGAAAUUGGCUCUGAAUCACCACUGGAUGAAGUGCCUGGCGGUUCCAGUACAGGCCAAGAGGCAACUAGUAUACCUGGAAUUUAUCCUCCGUCUUCCUUAUCAUUGAUUCCAAGUCGAUCAAGGCAUGAUUCUUCAACAAGGUCUGAUACAUCUGGUUCGAGUGCUGGCGAUCUGGGUGAUGUUACACCGUGCAACGCAUCACCAAACCUUUCAGCUUUAAUGCCAUUCAGACAAAUUGUGCGCGACGACGCCGAAGAGAUCUGGCGACAGCAAAUACAGAAUCUAAUCGCUCAAAAUCCAUGCAAUCCUCUCGAAGUUUUUCAGCUUCUGAGUAAAAUUUUGAGAGAUGUGUGUGAUAAAUCAGUUGGGAUUACUCGUGAAGCGUGCGCCUUAUUAAAUAAUGUUUGCGUCGCAUCAUCGCAGCUAGCGUCUCACUUAUCUAGUCACGCGGAACUGCUGGGCUCAAAAGGCGAGCCACCGAUCGUGUGGUUCGCAUCAUCAGUUUUCGCUAGUCAAAAGCUUCACGAAACUCUGAAAUUCGGUUUGUUGGAAAUACAAGAGCACCUAGAGACCAUCUUGGAUCGAAAAGAUCAUGCUUCUGAGUGUUUGCAAUCCGUAAAAACGGCCAACAAAUUGAAUUCUCUCGGUGAAUCUCACUCACAAACGGAAAGCGGUUUUGAGGAAAUGCUUUUAGAUCUUGGCCGUGCUCUCUAUAAACUGCACUUCCAAAUACUCCUUCUCGUUGAGACUUCCAAGAAAAUGCUUGUAGCACUUAUAAGCGCAGCGAAAAAUUCACAGGCUAGCUUAGUAGAUAUGUCUGCGGAGAUUGCUAGCAUGAAACAGUCAUUAGCUCGAUCGAUUGAAAUCGAUAGUGGAGAAAGUGAAAGAGGCACGCCAACACCGAGUCCUAGUCCUCAACCGGAGUCUAUUGACGCGAACAGUGGAAACGAGGAUUUGGUAAAAAUAGCAGAACUACUAAAAGCUGCCAAAUGGACUGCUGCCCUAGAGAUUGUUAGAGUACAUCGAACCCAAUGGGUGGGUGAUCCUUUCCAUGACGACGACGACAUUACUACAGCCGUUAGUAUGUUCUGUAAGCACUUGGGUCAAGACAGAGCAGAUAUUUUUGUAGUUACACGAAGCGAAGAUGACUUAUCUGAAACAUUGGAUGGACUGAAGGAGAGUCUCUUUCGAGUACUCGCCGCGGUGACAAGUCUGGAGGCCUAUACAAAGGCUUUGAGAGUACCGAACGAACACAUGAAUCAUACAAAGGCAAACUGUUAAUUCGAUAUUGAAGCAUAGUUUUUAAAUUAGAUAUUUUCUCUUUUCGAUACCCUUAUAUAGGAUUUAGAAUUUUAUUAAUCGCUGUGUAAACGAGUGCUGUGUAUGUACAGAUCGUGUAUACUAAAAAAUUCCAUGUCAGAAUGAUAAAACUGGCAUGUAAUACUUAGAAAAUCAAUUAAUAAAAAUCUUACAUUUUUUCAAAAAAAAAAAGAUACUUAUUUUAUUUUACAAUUGUUUGUUAUUUGGUGUUUUAUGAUGAAUUUUUUAUAUUGCAGAAUAAUAGUCACGAAAUAGUACAUUACAAUACUAGUGCGGGAAAGUAGAUUCUUGUCUCGUGUGGCGUUUACGCCCGAGCGAAACUCUUUCCCAAACAUGUGUCGUACCGUAU
Molecule: messenger RNA, 10391 nt
Organism: Phymastichus coffea
Lineage: Eukaryota; Metazoa; Arthropoda; Insecta; Hymenoptera; Eulophidae
Gene: fry
Product: protein furry
Exons: 49
Coding region: 170-10003 (3277 amino acids)
Biological process (GO): neuron projection development; cell morphogenesis
Cellular component (GO): cell cortex; site of polarized growth
Source: RefSeq, a predicted model, not a curated record